This is a messenger RNA of Penicillium brasilianum, 1833 nucleotides long. NCBI's taxonomy places the organism in Eukaryota, Fungi, Ascomycota, Eurotiomycetes, Eurotiales, Aspergillaceae. The record is from the annotation of a GenBank genome assembly.
AGCCAGUGUGAUCCGGCAAUUAAACCAGAUACCGUAGCACGACAAAGGGAUUGUCCUAUAGCACAGACUUUCUUUCCGCUGAUAUCGCGUGAUUCUUAACCAGUUACUCUACCAGCGCGGGCGUCCAGUUGUCAACCAGUUUGAUAUCCACCCGCUUUCAUUCCCCCCCCCAAUGACGUGGUUUAUCCUAGACUCGUGCAGCCGUUUUCGUCGCAAUACUCCACCGGACCAUGGGGUCCCAGGGGCUCCAGACAUCGUCUAGCCCCUCCGAUCGCAGUCCAAGCUCUGUACGGCAUUAUCUGAACCCGGCAGAUGCAUAUGAUUGGGUCUAAUUCCCAUCGUUCUCGGACUAGAAAGGCCUGCUUGGUCCCAUGGCCCCAUAUAGCUAUGCUUUCUCCUGCUAUUCGGGGGCUCCGACCAAAAAUCUUGUUGGCCGUUCCAUGGAAAGACUGGGGACUCAUUUACGUCAAUUUUGACCUCCUGCCCGACUUGACGAUUCAACACAUAUCUCAGUCUCAAUUUUCGAGUGAAACGAUCUCGAAAGACCAUUUCAGGUCGCUAUCUAAUCAUCUCUUUGUUUCCACCAUGAGUGCUCCGCGAUGAACUGGCAUCCUCGCUUCGCAGUUCCAGGUCACGGCUCCCGGGAGGCAGGUCGCGGGCGGCUAUUCGUGUAUUUGGCUUUGACGGCAAUCGCGUUGUUACUUUCUUAUCAGCUGGUUCUGAAUCGCGAGUCGUUCAGUUCUGUGUCGAGAUGGGCUACCGGUAAAGGCCUGACAUCUGCCUUCAAUCAUGCAGAGUCCAACUCGCAGACGCAGUCUGGAAAUCAGACAGCGGAGGUGAAAACCGAAGAGCAACCGGUGGCGCAGCAACCUCGUGAAAAGGAGCUCGUGCUGGCUGCGAUGAGUUACAGCAAUAUGUCCUGGGUGCAAGAGAAUGUGCCAAAUUGGUAUACUAAUAUCUACCGCGCUGAUGUGCCUCCUGGUGAGGCUGCUUUGACCGUGCCCGUAAACAAAGGCAACGAGGCAAUGGUUUUCUUGACUUAUAUCAUCGAUCGCUAUGACAGCCUCCCCGAUGUAUCGGUUUUCAUGCACGCAGAUCGAUACCAGUGGCACAACGAUAAUCCACUAUACGACUCUGUCAUCUCAAUCAACGACCUCCAACUCGACUACGUCCGCGAAAGUGGCUACGUCAACCUCCGCUGCUCCUGGGUCGUCGGGUGCCCCUUCGAACUCGAACCAGCGCGAUAUCUUCGCGAAAACCCCGAGGAUGAUGGCCACCCCACUGCCGUCGAAUACCCGAAGGGUUUCUUGGAAUUACUACCCGGCGAGGAACUACCCGAACUCGUGGGUACGGCGUGCUGCAGCCAAUUUGCAGUGUCCCGGGAGAGAAUUCAUGAGCGUGGUAUCGAGGUUUACCACAGGGCUCGUCAGUUUUUGAUUGAGACCCAAUUGGGGUCGGAGAUUAGCGGGCGGGUCUUUGAAUAUAUCUGGCACAUUAUAUUUGGGAAACCAGCGCUCAAUUGCCCGGAUGCUCGAGAGUGUUACUGCCGAACGUAUGGAUAUUGCAACAAGACCGACGAGGAACUGCAGAGACAGUGGGUGUGGCGGGGCUUGACUCUACCUGAAGGGUGGCCCGAUGUCGACCCGAAUGCAGGACUGCAAAAAAGAGACGAGAUGCCCUCGAUGGGAUACUGGAGGAAAUAAUGUAGAGGCAACACUGGAUGGGGCCGGGAUGUUUGAAGAUACCCAAAUUUAUAAUGGUGGACAUUUGGCUACAUAGUCCGAUUAUAGAAUCUGCUGGAUCACAGAUUCAGGAGCUAGAUUGCUAAUCAAC